Mus pahari (shrew mouse) is the source of this 831-nucleotide messenger RNA. It is a transcript of the gene Prg2, whose product is annotated as proteoglycan 2, pro eosinophil major basic protein. Gene Ontology annotation, molecular function: signaling receptor activity. Gene Ontology annotation, biological process: immune response. Lineage: Eukaryota; Metazoa; Chordata; Mammalia; Rodentia; Muridae. The transcript is spliced from 6 exons. The coding region runs from base 49 to 717 and encodes 222 amino acids. The record is from RefSeq and is a predicted model, not a curated record.
CCAGCUUUGCAAACCAGACAAGACCCAGGAGGGCCUGACAAAGCCAAGAUGAAAUUCCCUCUACUUCUGGCUCUUCUAGUUGGGGGAGCAUCUGCUCUUCGUCUGAGCUCUGAAACUUCUGACUCCAAAAGCCCAUUGAUGGAUGAGAACCUGCCUAGGGGUGCAGAGAUAUCAGGACCGGAAGUAGAAGAGUGUCCUCCAGGGGAAGAGCUAAUGCCACUGGAGGAGAAGGAAGAAGGUUCUGGAAGUGAAGGUGUUCCUGGGGAUGAAGGAACUGUCUCAGGUCAGGAUGUGACAGAUGUGGACCUUCAGUGCCCCAAGGAAGAGGACACAACAAGUCUUAUAAGUGACUCUGGAUGCAAAACCUGUCGCUACCUCCUUGUCAGGAGGGCUGAAUGCUUUGACAAAGCUCAGUCAGUUUGCCGGAACUGCUACCGGGGCACCCUCGCCUCCAUCCACAGUUUCAGUGUUAACUUCCGAAUCCAGUCCUCUGUCAGGGCACUCAACCAGGGUCAAGUUUGGAUUGGAGGCAGGAUCGUGGGCUGGGGUCGCUGCAAACGCUUUCAAUGGGUUGAUGGAAGUUCUUGGAAUUUUGCAUACUGGGCUGCUGGGGAGCCUCGAUGUGGUGGUGGCAGAUGUGUGACCCUGUGUUCUCAAGGAGGCCACUGGCGUCGAUCUCACUGUGGCAUAGGACGUCCCUUCAUCUGUUCGUAUUGAGCUGGUCCCAGCUGGGAGUUCAAAUUCAUCCUCUCCUGGGUAACUGCCUCUUCUUUCCUGCCAGAUGUCCCCCUUCUUUCACCUCCCUAAAAUAAAGCCGCUUUACUAAAACAG